AUGACAUUGAAGCAAAAUAGUGGAUGUGUUUGUGCAGUGUUUGACGUUGCAUUUGCAUGUAGGAAAAAACAACCCAAGCCCAUAGAUUCGUCGGAAUUCAUCGAUUUGGAGGUUUUCAAGUUUUCUGGUGUUCCUUCUUAUCCAAAGACCCUGUCUUGGGAUGAGAACGCAGCUCAUGAUUGUUGCCAGUGGGAUGGGGUCACGUGCGAUGGGUUGACUGGUCACGUGAUUGGGCUUGAUCUCAGUUGUAGCCAGCUAUAUGGUACAAUCCAACCCAAUAGCAGCCUUUUCCAGCUUUCUCACCUCCAACGGCUCAAUCUGGCUCUCAAUCACUUCAAUUUCUCUCGCAUUUCAUAUGCGUUUGGCAGCUUUGCAAGUUUGACGCACCUCAACCUAUCCUGGUCUGCUUUUUCAGCUCUAGACCUGUCGGGGACUGAAUUGUUAGGGAACUUACCUGAUAGCAUUUUCCACCUUCCAAACUUGCAGAGGCUCUUGUUAGGAUACAACAAAGAUCUUAUUGUUAAUUUACCAAAAUCAACUUGGGGUAGUAGUAGUUCUCUAAAGGAGUUGGAUCUUUCUUCAACGAAUUUGUCUGGAGAACUACCUGAUUCAAUUGGCAAUCUCAAGUCUUUAAAAUCCUUGCAUCUCUCCUGGUGCAAAUUACGGGGUUCCAUUCCUAAAUCUCUGGGGAACCUUACGCAGAUCCGUGAACUACAUUUAUCGAGAAAUGGUUUUGACGGUGAAGUUCUAUCUACUCUCUCAAAUCUCAAGCAACUCACUACGUUAGGACUUGGCUCCAUCAACCUCAAAGGCAGAAUUCCCUCUUUUGCCGAGUUCACAAAGCUGGAGAUAUUAUAUAUCUGGGAUAACAAUUUGAUCGGUGAAUUUCCACUCUGGCUUGCAAACUUGAAACAACUUAGUGAACUAGUUAUAUCUAGCAAUCAACUCACAGGUCCCAUCCCCUUCAAUUUAAGUGCUUUUCAAAACCUGAGGAUACUUGUCUCAUCUAAUAACUCUUUUAGUGGGGUAAUACCUCCAUCUUUGUUUACUCUUCCAUCAUUGGAAGGAUUAAUCCUCGGGUCCAAUCUUUUAACUGGUCAAAUUCCUGAAUUCCAGCAUCAUUUACCAUUGGUCUUCAUUGACUUGAGUGACAAUGAUCUGAGUGGUGUUGUGGAUCUGCAAAUAUUUAAAAAUGUUGAGUACCUUUUAGUUUCAAACACUAAUCUUUCGGUGGUCGCUGGAAGCAACGUCAACAAUACCCUUCCCAACCUUAGGGGUUUCUAUAUGUCAUCUUGCAACAUUGAGGUGUUCCCUGAUUUCUUAAGAGCCUCAAAGAAUCUUCAAGAGCUAGAUCUUUCUACCAAUAGAAUUCAUGGGCAGAUUCUGAACUGGGUUGCCUUAAUCGGGAAGGCUUCACUGCAGUAUUUGAAUCUUUCUCACAACUAUUUUACACACAUAAAGCAAUUUUCCUGGGAGCGACUAGAUACUCUUGAUCUUCGUUCCAAUUUGCUUCAAGGACCACUUCUCAUUCCACCCCCCUCUAUACGGUACUUUUUGAUGUCAAACAAUAGUUUUGAUGGAGAGAUUCCUUCAUCGCUUUGCAAUGCGUAUUCCCUUCAGAUGCUUGAUUUGUCUCACAACAAAUUGAGCGGUGAGGUUCCACAAUGUUUGGGUAAUUCUAGUAGUAUUCUCACGGUGUUAAGUCUGCGCUCCAAUGGAUUUAAGGGAACCCUUCCUUCGGAAUUUGCGAAGCCCAAUGAAUUACGAAGUCUUGAUUUGAGUGGAAAUCAAUUUGAAGGACAAUUGCCAAGAUCUUUGGCGAAUUGUACAAGCUUGGAAGUUCUAAACGUCAGAAACAACAAGAUUGAUGACACAUUUCCAUAUUGGUUGGGAACUCUGCCUGAGUUGCAGGUUCUUGUUGUUCGAUCCAAUCAAUUUCAUGGCCCUGUGAACACUUUCAAGAGUAAUUUUUCCUUUCCUAGGCUUCGAAUUGUUGACCUCUCCUACAAUGAGUUCACCGGCUAUUUGCCUAUGGGGUAUUUCGAACAUUUCCAAGCAAUGAAGAACAGUACCAUGCCCAACGAAAAAUACAUGAAUGAUGCGACUGGUUAUUAUCACGAUUCUCUAAUAGUAACAAUGAAGGGCCUUGAGAUCGAACUGGAGAGAAUUUUGACUAUCUUCACAGCAAUCGACCUUUCAUCCAACAAUUUCAGUGGAGAAAUUCCAAAUGCCGUUGGAAAGCUCUAUUCCCUCAAAGUGCUUAAUUUUUCUCAUAACAGUCUUACAGGCCAUAUUCCUAAAUCUUUGGGAGACUUGACGAACCUUGAAUCAUUAGACAUCUCUUCUAACCACCUCACUGGCAGAAUUCCAAGCCAAUUAACAAGUUUGACAUUUCUCGCGGUCUUGAACCUUUCAUGCAACCGUCUCCAUGGACCCAUACCCAAUGGUCGACAAUUUAAUACAUUUGAGAGUGGUUCAUAUGCUGGGAACUUAGGAUUAUGUGGAUUUCCAUUGUCGAAGGAUUGUGGAGAUAAUCAAACAAAAGUACAGCGACCGGUGUUCCAACAUGAGGAAGAUGAUUCAGAUUUGGAUGGAUUUACUUGGAAAAUUGUGGUGAUAGGGUACGGGUGUGGAAUGACAUUGGGACUCCUUCUAGGAUUUCUCAUGUUCUUAAUUGGUAGACCUAGAUUUUUUGUCAAACUUGCUGAAAGAAAGUUGCCUAAGAAGGAGAUAAGAUUGAGGAGAACAGUUGCAGACAUAGUGGCUCGAAGAAACUAGCAAACAUCAAUCGCAUUGUCAGGUACAAGCUAGGAAGGAAGCUUUGUUGCUACAUGACGUAUCAUUGGAAUAUAGGAUGGGAAGAUAUAUGAGCAAGAAAAUGACGAGUUUGGGUAGCAUUUCAUGUUCUUGUUGGAGAACUUCUUGUAUUAGAGUGGGUGUUUGUGUAGGUAGCUAGUGGUUAUUCGUGAUUUUGCUUUGAUUGUGGUGUACCCUUCUGGUCUGAUGUUGUUUGUGGUUUGUUUUUUUUGCAUCAUUUUCAUCUAGUAAUGAUUUGGUUUCAAACAUUUUCUUUGGGUUGUAUUUGUUGAAGUGUGUGGAUAUUGUGGAAUAUGUGAAAGUGCAUUUGAAAUGUAUGAAAAUGUCUAACCUAAAAGCGUGUUGAGACUUUAGAAA
Rhododendron vialii is the source of this 3174-nucleotide messenger RNA. Its product is annotated as receptor-like protein 53. Gene Ontology annotation, molecular function: protein binding. Bases 1 to 2778 code for a protein of 925 amino acids. The record is from RefSeq and is a predicted model, not a curated record. NCBI's taxonomy places the organism in Eukaryota, Viridiplantae, Streptophyta, Magnoliopsida, Ericales, Ericaceae. The transcript has 5 exons.